Messenger RNA from Dromaius novaehollandiae (emu), 1571 nucleotides. RefSeq names its product endosulfine alpha (gene ENSA). The coding region runs from base 127 to 486 and encodes 119 amino acids. Lineage: Eukaryota; Metazoa; Chordata; Aves; Casuariiformes; Dromaiidae. Gene Ontology annotation, molecular function: protein phosphatase inhibitor activity. Gene Ontology annotation, cellular component: cytoplasm. The record is from RefSeq and is a predicted model, not a curated record. The transcript has 3 exons.
UCAGCGAGCAGAGCCGUUAGGGGGGCGGCGGCGGCCAUUUUGGCUGCACAGUGACAGUGACAGGCGGUGCGGAGGGAGCGAGCGCGGCGCGCAGGGCCCGCCCGCCGUGACAGCCGCCCCGCCGCCAUGGCGGACCAGCCCGGCACCGGCACCGGCGCCCGCGCCGAGGAGCCCGGCGACGAGAAACAGGACACGCAAGAGAAAGAAACCGUCAUCCCCGAGCGAGCGGAAGAAGCGAAGCUGAAGGCCAAAUACCCCAACCUGGGCCAGAGGCCCGGCGGGUCCGACUUCCUCAUGAAGAGACUGCAGAAAGGGCAAAAAUACUUCGAUUCCGGGGACUACAACAUGGCCAAGGCGAAGAUGAAGAACAAGCAGCUGCCGAGCGCGGGGCCGGACAAGAACCUGGUGACGGGAGACCACAUCCCCACGCCGCAGGACCUGCCCCAGAGGAAAUCCUCCCUCGUGACCAGCAAGCUGGCAGGGUAACCUGCACGCCGAGGCGCUUGCGGGGUUUCUUUCCCCCCCCCCCUCCGUAUUUUCUUUCUUCUUUUGGUUAAACGGAUUGAACUUCACUGUACCAUAGGGCUGGGAUCACCAGAAUCCACGUAGUUGUUUGAAAUAUUUGCAGCAAACGCGCACCGAAACCGAGCAGAAAGCGGGCGAGGGGGGUCCCUACGCGGGCUGCGCAGGCAGAGCCGUGGCGGAUUCGGCGGGGGCCUUUCCUCGAGCGAGCGCGUUUGCUGCCUUAAUUCACGCGUUGGCCGAAACCCUGGGCCCGCCGACGUGCCGCCACCUCCCCGGGCUGCGGGAGCUGCUCGGAGCGCGAGCCCGUCCUCGUGGCAUGCGGUGCGGCUCCGCCGCAGCCCCGGGGGCCGGUUCGCUCUCCCCCCGGGACGCCCGGGCUCCCGUUGGGCUCUCGGGAAGGAAACCGCAAAGCCGGGGCGGGCGAGACGGCUGCGAGCUGCUCGGAGCUGCUCUGCAGCGGGAGAGGGGGGAAAAACCCCCGGAGAGGUGGGAAAAAUCCCCGGAGAGGAGCAAAGCGCCGGAGCCGGGGAACGGGGGGAGCAAAGAGGAGCAUUAAAGUGACGCGUGUUAACAGCACGAUGCAGCCAGGGCUUGGAUUCCUUUCCCUUUUUUUCCCCUCUCCUUUUUUUUCCUCUUGCCUUUGCUUUGUUUCAGGCGUGAAAAACAAAACGGGGGCACGUGCACGUACCAGCAGCCCCCGGCGCAGGGGCAAAGGGGUCUCGCGGGGCCGCGGCCGGCAGCUCCCGACCUGGACGCUGUAGGUCCAGCUUUUAAAGUGCGGAGCGGGGAGGAGGGGAUGUAUUUUUAGGGGAUGCCGUUAGCAAAACCCUGCUGCUAUUUCCAACCGGGAAAGCUCCGGCCGGCGUCUCUCCCGCUGCCGGGUGGGAGAGGAGCUGGGGGCCUCGGUCGCUGUCCUGCCCGCGCGACCCGCUCGGGUGCUGGUGGUGUCUGUACAACCCCCUCGAGCUGUUCGCUGUCUGUCCCAGCCGCCUUGUAAAUAGAUAUGAAUCAUAUAUAUAAAAAUAUAUAUAAUUUUUUACAUCUUC